Solanum pennellii is the source of this 1543-nucleotide messenger RNA. Its product is annotated as protein NDL1-like. NCBI's taxonomy places the organism in Eukaryota, Viridiplantae, Streptophyta, Magnoliopsida, Solanales, Solanaceae. The record is from RefSeq and is a predicted model, not a curated record. The transcript is spliced from 11 exons. The coding region runs from base 160 to 1224 and encodes 354 amino acids.
UUGAGAAAUAAAAAGGACCGUUGAAUAAAUAUAGAAAAAAUAUAGAGAGAAGAAGAUUGAAGAGAGAAAGAAUCGCUUGGUUUAUAAGCCAUUAAAGCCUUCCCUGUUGGAACUCUUUUGCAUAUAUAUAUAUGCAUUGAAAACUGAGAAAGGAUUGUAAUGGCAGAUUCUAAUUCAAGUACCGAUUCUGUUUCCAUUGAUGUUGAGACCAUUUAUCUUGGCGGAAAGGAGCAUAUUGUACGGACUGGCUGCGGCUCUGUCUCUGUUAUAGUUUAUGGAGACCAAGAGAAGCUACCAUUAAUAACUUAUCCAGAUUUAGCUCUAAAUCAUAUGUCGUGUUUCCAGGGAUUGUUCUUCUGUCCGGAAGCAGCUUCAUUGCUGCUCCAUAACUUUUGCAUUUACCACAUAAGUCCUCCGGGGCAUGAGUUGGGAGCUGCAGCAAUUUGUCCAGAGGAGCCUGUACCUUCAGUGGAUGAUUUGGCAGAUCAGAUAGUUGAGGUUCUUAACUAUUUUGGGCUGCGGUCAGUUAUGUGUAUGGGAGUAACAGCUGGUGCUUAUAUACUCACCUUAUUUGCUAUAAAACAUAGGGAACGUGUUCUUGGUUUGAUUCUUGUUUCCCCUGUAUGCAGAGCACCUUCUUGGAGCGAAUGGUUUUAUAAUAAGGUCAUGUCGAAUUUACUUUACUUCUAUGGAAUGUGUGGUCUGCUGAAAGACUUUUUAUUAUACCGCUACUUCAGCAAGGAGGUUCGGGGGUCUGCAGAAGUUCCAGAAUCAGAUAUAGCUCAAGCAUGCAGAAGAUUGCUAGAUGAGAGGCAAAGCAUAAACAUUUUACGGUUUCUACAAGCUAUAGACGGGAGACCAGAUAUCACACAAGGAUUGAAGAAACUACAAUGUCGAACCCUCAUAUUUGUUGGGGAUAGUUCUCCUUUACAUUCCGAGGCUCUCCACAUGACUGCUAAAUUGGACAGACGAUUCAGUGCCUUAGUAGAGGUACAGGAGUGUGGAUCAAUGGUGACAGAAGAACAGCCACAUGCAAUGUUGAUACCAAUGGAGUAUUUCCUCAUGGGAUAUGGACUAUACAGACCUAACCAGUUCAGUGGCAGCCCAAGGAGUCCUCUUAGUCCAUCUUGUAUCGCCCCCGAGCUUCUCUCUCCAGAGAGCAUGGGGCUCAAACUCAAACCUAUCAAGACCCGGAUUGAAUCCAAGCUCCCCGGUGCACAAUGAUAAUUUAAUUUGUGUAUUAUAUUGGAAAGAAAAAACCCUCUUUUUAAGUUCUAUUGUUUGUUUUGUUGCAACUCUGGAAGGGUCAGGCAGGGUAGAUAUUUAUAUAUGAGGUGUAGUAGAUAGGAAGUUGAAAUUCUUUUAUGGACAUAUGUAGGGAGAAAAUUGGGUAUUCAUUCAUUGGUAGGCAGAGAAAAAAGGAUUAUUAAACAUGUUCCCACUUUCAGUUGUAUUUGUAAAUUAGAAAAAAAGAGACAUUUAUUUAUGAAAACAUGACAAAUGGUGAAUAAGACAGCAAUUGAGCUGGUUAUUGUUAGUUAUA